CCCCGCUGCCCCCGGUCACCUCCGGUGCCGCCCGUACGUCCCGGCCCGAGCAGAGCCGGAGCGGCACCUCACGGUGGGGCCCCGGCGGGACCGGGGCGUCCCGCGGCUGGACGCUGUGGGGGACGGUGAGCCCGGUCUGAGUGCGGGUGAGGGACAGGCGCGGGGGAAACCGACCCGGAGCGCCCGGUUAGUCGGCGGUGCCGUGUGUGCGCGCUUUGCAGGCGGAAUAACCUCCGUUCUGACCGAGCCGAGCAACUCCAAAACCCGGUCGGGAGGCGCGGGAGCAGGUGCAUCUGAUUACCAGCUGGAAGCUUCAAAGUCUCCACAAUGAGCUCGAUGUUGAUGUUGUUUUUUGCUGGAAUCCUCCUCUGUUGUGCUCACUCAGCUGGUGACUCGGUACCCAAGUUGCUCCUUGUGUCCUUUGAUGGCUUCAGGGCCGACUACUUGGAAACCUACAAACUUCCACAUCUGCAGGAAUUCAUUGAGGAUGGUGUGCUUGUAAAAGAAGUCAGGAAUACUUUCAUCACCAAGACCUUCCCAAACCAUUACACCAUAGUGACAGGUUUAUAUGAGGAAAGCCAUGGCAUUGUGGCUAAUGACAUGUACGAUGCAGAUGCCAAGAAAAAUUUUUCACAGUUCAAUGAUUCAGAUCCCUUCUGGUGGAAUGAUGCAGUUCCAAUUUGGGUAACAAACCAACAACAGGGGAAGGGAGCAAGUGCUGCUGCAAUGUGGCCCGGUAGUGAUGUAAAAAUCAACAACACAACGCCUCAUUUCUUUAUGAAGUACAACUUCUCUGUGAAGUUUGAGGAGAGAGUGGAGAGAAUUGUUGAGUGGCUGAACAGCUCUGACCCCGUGGUCAAUUUUGCUGUGCUCUACUGGGAAGAACCGGAUGCAAGCGGGCACAAGUACGGCCCGAGUGACACCCAGAACAUGCACAGAGUGUUGGAAGAAGUGGAUAAACAUGUUGGUUUCCUUAUGAACAAACUGAAGGCAUCGGGCCUGUGGGACACUGUAAACGUCAUAAUAACAAGUGACCAUGGAAUGGCCUCCUGUUCUGCAGAGAAGCUGAUUGUCCUGGAUGAGUGCAUCGGGCGCAGUAACUACACCCUGAUAGACAGGACUCCCGUUGCUGCAGUGCUGCCAAGGCAGAACAAAGAAGAUGUGUAUAACUUACUCAAAAAUUGCAGCAGUCACAUGAAGGUUUAUCUGAAAGAAGAAAUUCCAGACAGAUUCCAUUAUCGCCAUCACAAGAGAAUCCAGCCCAUAAUUCUGGUUGCAGAUGAAGGCUGGACAAUUGUACAGAACGAGUCCCUUUCCAAGUUGGGGGACCACGGCUAUGACAACGCCCUGCCCAGCAUGCACCCAUUCCUGGCCGCACGCGGUCCGGCCUUCCGGCGCGGCUACAGCCACGGCAGCCUGGCCAACGUGGACAUCUACCCCAUGAUGUGCCACGUGCUGGGGCUCGCCCCGCGGCCGCACAACGGCACCUUCGCCAACGCCAAGUACCUGCUGGCUGACCAGUGGCGCAUCAGCGUCCCUGAGGCCAUUGGGAUCAUCAUCGGGGUUUUCAUGGUCCUGAGCACUUUCACCUGCAUUAUCAUCAUCUCCAAGAACAGAGUGGCUCUCUCCCGGCCCUUUGCCCGGCUCCAGUUACAGAGCGAUGACGAUGAUCCUUUGAUUGGAUAGCGUGGAGGGAGCCGAGCCUCGCUUCCUACAUUUUGAUUUCAGGAAAACAGUUUCAAUUUGCACUGGAUGGCAUUCUUUGUUUAUGCACUUUAUCUGUGUAAAAUACUGUACAGCCAGACCCUGCUGAUUUGUGUCACUAGUGUAAUAUAAAAAUAUUUUCAUAACCAAACAGUGAACAGGUGGCUUUUUACUGGAAGAGAUGCUUGACAAAAUAAGGAUGCUUAGUUUUUCAUUCAAGCCUCUUCUGAACAUUUGCAGAAGGAGACUAGCCAGAAUAGACAAAGUGAAUUUUAAUAUUUGUAAAUGAUAAUUGCUUUUUUGUAUUAAAUUAAUAUUAACUACUUUUAGUGUUCUUGCAGCUGUGUUGGAAAGAAAAACUUUAUUGAGAGUUAGGAGUUAGUAUUGUUUAGAGAGUAUAUUCUGGUGUGCCCUUAAAUUGGGGAAAGAGAAGAUCGAGACUUCUGUUUAUACCCCAAGUCAGCAAUGUGACAAGAAAUUUCUGAGAAAGAUAACAGAAGUCAGUGAUUAAAGAACUGGUGCAUAUCUCUUCUAUUUUGAGCAAUAAACUAUGUGGUUCAGCACUUACAAGCCUGGGCACAUGGCUCUGGCAUUUCUGGAUAUGUGUCUCUGGAUGACUUAGAUCCACAGGUCCAGCUGGGAUGGCACUGCUGCCUUAUCUCAAGAAAGUUUAACCUGGGAGUCUUUGAAUUACCCAUUUCCAUCAGCUGUAGUGUAAAAUCACUGUUCCUGAACCCUAUCAAAAAUUUCUCAGGAGUAAAUUCUGCUGAAGGUUGUCUUGAGAUAAAGGUGGUUCUGCCCUGUGUACCAGCUCAUAAUUGUCUCUUGUGAAGGCUGUUGUGCUAAAAAGCAACAACUGAAAAUUUGAUGUGCAUGUCGUCAAGCAAGGAUUUCAAACUCAUACUUUAAACCUUGGAAAUUUAAAGGAAGAAGUUAGUGGAUCUUAAUUAAAAAAUAAACUCUCUAUAAUGCUUGAAGUACAUAGAUGCAAAUUCCUGCUGAAGACCAGAGCUGACUGUUCUCUUAAUUGAAACUCUUGAUUCUUUGUUAAUGGUCAUCUAGUAACUUGCUAUAAAAAAGUAGUUUGAUUGAGAAAGCCUUAAAUGGUACCUUAUCUUUCAGUGAGAUAAAAUUGUUAUUGCUAACCCAAAAAGAAAACUAGUUAUCAGGUCCCUUUCCUUCAAGUCUGAUGGCUUUAAAAAAUAAAGUGACAGAGAUACCUGGUAGCAAAGGUGUUUCUGUUUCACAGCUUCAGAUUCAUUGCAGUUUGGUGUUGGCCACAGCCUUUUAGUGAUCCAACAGGGAGGGAGCAGGAACUUUGGAGGGAAGGGGUUACUUUGAACUGCCCACUGGAAAAAAUAAAUGUGAGUUUUACAAAUGUGUGGAAGUUUUAGUAAUGUGUGUCUUCCUCUCCAGGGAUUCCAUUUUACUCUAUUAAAAACACAAUUCAAAACCUAA
Haemorhous mexicanus (house finch) is the source of this 3162-nucleotide messenger RNA. RefSeq names its product ectonucleotide pyrophosphatase/phosphodiesterase 4 (gene ENPP4). Lineage: Eukaryota; Metazoa; Chordata; Aves; Passeriformes; Fringillidae. The record is from RefSeq and is a predicted model, not a curated record. Bases 328 to 1686 code for a protein of 452 amino acids. The transcript has 4 exons.